UGAUCUGUGUAUUAACUGUAUUAAUGCCACUCCACUGCUUCAGGAGUAGCUACCCAGAUCACAAGGAGGGGGAGGACCCUGAUGAGACCGAGGACUUGCCCUCAGGAAAGACCUUGGAAUAUGAUGACGAAACCAUGGAGCUGAUUCUCCCUUCCGGUGCCAGAGUGGGUCAUCGCUCCCUGAUGAGAUACUACAAACAGCGGUUUGGCUUGUCCAGAGCCGUGGCCGUUGCUAAGAACCAGAAGGCGGUGGGCCGGGUCCUGCAGCAGUACAGAGCCCUGGGCUGGACCGGGAGCACAGGAGCAGCACUCAUGCGCCAGCGGGACAUGCAGUAUGUCCAGAGGAUGAAGGCAAAGUGGAUGCUGAAGACGGGGAUGCAGAACAACGCCAUCAGGCAGAAGCACUUCAGGCCACAGGUGCUGUUCUGAGUUGCCAGGGCUUGAGUCCUCGUCUGCCUCCCUCGCUCGCAGCCUCCCCGCCUGAGGACCCCGGAAACCGGGUUAGACGGCGGGCCCCUUUGCUGCUGUUUCUCCCCGUACUUCAUCUGCUCGUCCCCGUAAUAAAGGGCAGAAUCCCCUGGG
Molecule: messenger RNA, 581 nt
Organism: Vicugna pacos (alpaca)
Lineage: Eukaryota; Metazoa; Chordata; Mammalia; Artiodactyla; Camelidae
Source: RefSeq, a predicted model, not a curated record